AUGAGCAUGAGUGGGCCCAUCCUCAAUGAGGGACCUUCAGUCUUCAGGUGCUGGGUCGGCUUUGCAUGCGAGAUUGCCGUGACGGGACAGGGCCUCUCCUCCCAGAACCGGCUGCUGGUGGCAGAGGGCGCUUGCAACAGCACCAACCGCUCCCUCAUGUCCCUCUCGGGGCUGAGCAGCUUGGCGACGUCGAGCUCCGGCACAGCUUAUGCCCUGGGCACGGCCAUGGAGGCAAGCUUCACGACCUUCGUCGUCUGUUGGCUUGCCACGGAGUCUGCGGCGGGCAUUGACUUUGGCACGCUGUCGGUCUUCGGACCUGUGGAGGGGACUCAGGGGACUCAUGUGACCUGCCGCCUGAAUGAGACCUGCAGCAUUACCCUGGACUCGAUGGUCGGGUCCCUUGGUGACGGCUUCGACCAGCAAAGUUACCUGCAGCUGGAGAAGGGCGGGUCCUGCUCCGGCUCCCCGGCAACCGUGUGGGGAAACCUCACGAACCCGGUGCCCCAGUCUCCGCUGGAGAACGCCACCUCACUGACCUUCGACCUCCUGGUACCCUCGGCCCAGGAGGUGGCCGAGACCGACCUUGUGGUGGGCAACUACUCCCUCUGCUUGUCGCUGAACGGCACUGGUCCCUUCUCCAUGGCCGUAGGAUCCCUGAUUGUGGAGGAUGUGCCGUGCGAAGUGCCCAGCGACAUCCUCGACACUUUGGAGCCUGCCUGCCUGUCUUCGGACAGCGGGCUUCCAGCCGCGGCUUCAGAGGAGUUUUGCCUCGUUGCGUUGGAAGGAGGGCCCCAGGCAACCCUGAGCCGACUGCAGGUCGUGCCUGCAGGUCAGGAAAGCUGCCAGGGCCUUCAGCACGGGAGCCAGUGUGAUCUCAACUGCCCGGCCGGCACACUGGCAAGUGGCUACUUCCUCUGUGAGCAUGGCAUCUUCUACCACCAGGGUUUCAAAGGUCUGCUGGUGCUGUCUUAA
Symbiodinium natans is the source of this 972-nucleotide messenger RNA. The record is from the annotation of a GenBank genome assembly. Lineage: Eukaryota; Dinophyceae; Suessiales; Symbiodiniaceae.